Molecule: messenger RNA, 2295 nt
Organism: Chroicocephalus ridibundus (black-headed gull)
Lineage: Eukaryota; Metazoa; Chordata; Aves; Charadriiformes; Laridae
Product: class I histocompatibility antigen, F10 alpha chain-like
Exons: 8
Coding region: 92-1150 (352 amino acids)
Biological process (GO): immune response
Cellular component (GO): external side of plasma membrane
Source: RefSeq, a predicted model, not a curated record
GGCGGCGCCAAUCGCGGGGCCUGGGGGCGUGGCGGGAGCGGUGUGUCCCGCGCGGACUCGGGGCUGUCGCAGAGCGGAGCGGAGCAUCGCGAUGGGCCCGGACCGGGCGCUGGCGCGGCUCCUGCUGCUGUUGGGGGUCCUCGGCGGGGCGGCGGGCGGGCCCCACUCCCUGCGCAACUUCUACGUUGCCGUGUCGGAGCCCAGCCCGGGGGUGCCUCAGUUCGUGGCUGUGGGGUACGUGGACGGGAACGUCAUCUCGCGCUACGACAGCGAGACGGGGAGAGAAAUGCCCGGGGCGGACUGGAUGGCGGCCAACCUGGACCAGGCGUACUGGGACAGGGAGACCCAGAUCUUACAGGGCAAUCAGCAGGUUGACCGCGUCAGCCUGGAGACACUGCGGAGCCGCUACAACCAGAGCCGGGGGGUUCACACAGUGCAGACCAUGUAUGGCUGUGACCUCCAGGAGGACGGUAGCACCAGGGGGUAUCGGCAGUACGCCUACGACGGGAGGGACUUCAUCGCCUUUGACAUGGACACGAUGACGUUCACCGCGGCGGACGCGGCGGCACAAAUCACCAAGAGGAAGUGGGAGGAGGACGGGACUGUCGCUGAGCGAAUGAAGCAGUACCUGCAGAACACCUGCAUCGAGUGGCUGAAGAAAUACGUGAGCUACGGGCGGGCCGUGCUGGAGAGGAAAGAGCCCCCCGCGGUCCGAGUGUCGGGGAAGGAGGCCCACGGGAUCCUGACCUUGCGCUGCCGCGCUCACGGCUUCUACCCGCGGCCCAUCACCGUCAGCUGGCUGAAGGACGGCGAGGUGAGGGACCAGGAGACGGAGUGGGGCAGCGUCGCGCCCAACAGCGACGGCACCUACUACACCUGGGCCUCCAUCGAGGCCCGCCCGGGGGAGCAGGACAAGUACCGGUGCCGCGUGGAGCACGCCAGCCUGCCCGAGCCCGGCCUCUACGCGUGGGAGACGGAGUCCAACCUGUGGGCCAUCGUGCUGGGGGUGGCCGUUGCCGUCGGGGCCGUCGCUGCCAUCUGUGGAUUUCUCGUAUGGAAGCAGAAGUGGGGGAAGAAGAAGGCGGGCUACGGCAUGGCGUCAAGCACCGACAGUGGGUCUGGCAGCACGGGCACAGGGGUCACCGCCUGAGCGCUGGACGAGGGGCCGGCGCGUGGCUGGAUGCGGCCCCUGCCCUGGCCGCGGCUGGAGGCAGAGAGGAGCUGGGGGAGGCCGGGGGCUGCCUGCAGAGAGAGCUUGUCCCGCCGCCCCCGCCCAGCCCCGCUGUGGUGCCGGGUCUUCUUCCCGCUUCCUAUUUGCCGAUUGGAUCAUCUUGGCUCCCCUUGGAAUACUUUGCAAGCCCUUGGCUCCCCUUGGAACACCUCGGACCCCCUUGAUACCCCUUGCAUCACAUUGGAAAUCCUUGGAACCCCUUGGAAAUCUUCCAAUAACUUUGGAUACCCUUGGAACUUUUUGGAUCCCAUUCGAUCCGUUUCAAACCACUUGGCACCCCUUGGAACUCCUUGGAACCGUUUGGAUCCCCUUGGAAAAACUUCAAAUCCUUCGGGGAUCCUCUUGCAACCCCUUGGAACUGCCUGGAACCCUUGGAUCCCCUUAGAACCAGUUAGACCCCACUGGAUGCCUUGGACCCCUUGGAACUGCUUGGAAUGGCGACGGUGACCCCCUGGAACAGGCAACGCAAUAAAAGUGGGGCUGGAGGUGGGUUCGUGGCGGCGUGGCCAGUGUCCCUCUCGUCACCUCCCCAGCACGUGUUUUGGUGCAAGGACAAGCUGGAAGAGACCCCGGGUGGCACCUGCCGCCGGCCCCAGCCUCCUCCGGGGGAUGACUCCAGAUGAAGAAGCCACCGGGGAUGGAGGGAGCACCGAAACCCAACUGAUGGGUUUGGCCCCAAAGCAACCUUAAGCACUGAGCAAGAACGACCCACAAGCAUUAAAAACCCCACGGAUUCUAGAGCUGUUUCUCUCCAAAUCGUCAGCUGGGCUUCCCGUGCUCUCUGUCCGGGCCCCCGUUGACUUUUAUCUGCCCAACGGUGUGGGGAGAUGCCUCCCGUUCCCUUAACCCCUCUUUUUUCUGUUUUUAUUUUGCAAAUGAAAAGGUCCAGCGCCUUGAACCCAAGGGGGGGGUGGGCGGUGGGGGAGCUCCCAAAGCAUCCCACAAUUAUUAAUCCUAUUCAUUGUACAUUAGUGGGAAGUCACGAAAGGGAAUCGCCCCGAUUUCCCCCCAACCAGCCCCUCUCCAGCCAAGAAAAUAAUUCCAGUAAAAAUAAUCCGAUUUCA